This is a messenger RNA of Anoplopoma fimbria (sablefish), 1868 nucleotides long. RefSeq names its product DnaJ heat shock protein family (Hsp40) member B1b (gene dnajb1b). NCBI's taxonomy places the organism in Eukaryota, Metazoa, Chordata, Actinopteri, Perciformes, Anoplopomatidae. The record is from RefSeq and is a predicted model, not a curated record. Gene Ontology annotation, cellular component: cytosol. Gene Ontology annotation, molecular function: Hsp70 protein binding; transcription corepressor activity. Bases 199 to 1257 code for a protein of 352 amino acids. The transcript has 3 exons.
UCAUGAAUGUUUCCGACAGCCCCUGAAUGCAGCACGACGCGACGUCCUGGUGGGCGUGUCCUGGCUUAACUCCGUCUGAGCUUGUUCGGGCUGUGUAUGGAAAACUCUGGAAGUUUCCAGGCGGUUUAUAAAGAAAACACCGAGCAGACCUUUACGCACAGCUGUCACACUCACCCAACAGGCUUCUAGGUCUUCUAGAUGGUCAAAAUGGGCAAAGACUACUACGACAUCCUGGGAAUUAAGAAAGGAGCGUCCGAGGACGAUAUAAAGAAAGCGUACCGCAAACAGGCGCUCCGCUUCCAUCCCGACAAAAACAAGUCACCGGGAGCCGAGGACAAAUUCAAAGAAAUCGCCGAGGCUUACGACGUGUUGAGCGACCCGAAGAAGAAGGACAUUUAUGAUCGUUUUGGUGAAGAAGGUCUGAAAGGCGGAGCCCCCCCAGGUGGUGGUGGUGGUGGUGGUUGUCCUGGUAACUUCAGCUACAGCUUCCAGGGCGACCCUCAUGCCAUUUUUGAAGAGUUCUUCGGUGGACGUAAACCCUUCGAACAGUUCUUUGGUGGCCGCAACGGAGGCAUGGAUGAGGAUAUGGAAACUGACGACCCUUUUGCCCGCUUUGGGAUGGGUGGAGGUGGAAUGGGAGGUUUCCCUCGCUCCUUCAGCUCUGGUAUGGGAGGAAUGGGCCCUCACAGUAGCGUUGUGAAGAAGAAUCAAGACCCCCCAGUGGUUCACGAUCUCCACGUGACCUUGGAGGAAGUUCUGUCGGGCUGCUUAAAGAAAAUGAAAAUCUCUCGUAAAAAGCUGAACCCCGAUGGGCGAACAACAAGGACAGAGGAUAAGAUCCUGGAGGUGCAGAUAAAGAAGGGGUGGAAAGAGGGAACGAAAAUCACGUUUCCCAAAGAGGGGGACGAGACUCCAACUAACAUUCCAGCGGACGUGGUCUUUGUGUUGAAGGACAAGACGCAUGCGAAAUUCAAACGUGAAGGCUCGGACAUCGUUUACACAGCAACAGUUUCACUCAGAGAUGCCUUGUGUGGCUGUACAAUCAACGCACCCACACUGGAAGGCAAAACAGUGAGCGUGUCAACAACAGAUAUCGUGAAGCCAGGGAUGAAGCGGCGCAUCAAUGGCGAGGGACUGCCUUAUCCAAAACGCCCUGAUCGUCGAGGCGACCUAUUAGUGGAGUAUGAGGUCAAGUUCCCAGAACGGCUCAGCCAGAGUGCCCGGGACACCAUCGCCCAGGUCCUCCCACAAUCUUAAACAAGAUCAACGGACAAACAGGACUUUAAAAUUAUCACACUAAGCUGCCAACUUUUUUUUGUCGGUCAUCGCAUUGACAUUAAUGUGGCGUUAUAAAUCACAUGAGACCAUAAAGGACAGACUCGUGAGACAGAUGAGUGUAAACUGUUACCCAGAGUGUAAAAACACCUUGGGAAAACGCCUUUUGUGAAUGAAUGCAACAUUUCACAGGGUAAAAUGUAAAUAUGACCAAUGUCGUUUGGUGUUUGAUACUGAAUAAGAUUAUAUUUUGAUGGCAAUAAGUACAAUGUGUGCUGUAUUAUAUGAUGAAAAAUGUAUGUGAAUAUAUAUUCUGUUGGAACGGUUUUGUUGGUAUUAAAGGUUUUCCUUAAAAAAAUAAGGAUUGAAUGGUUUACUAACUUAUGAUGGAACGCUUAUGAAGCAUGAUGAAGGAUUAUAUUUCUGGACUGAGAAACCAACUUUUCAAUUAAAAGUUGUUUGUUUGUUUGAAUGACCAGCAUUGCAGCUCAUGCAGUGCAAAAAAUACAACUUUGCUUUCAAAUAAAAAUGUGUUUAGUGACGGAUGUUACAACAACAGGCAGUACUUAUUGUUGGACUGAAUUUUCAAGCAU